UGAUAUAUUAAUCUUGUAACAUCUUGUGCUGAAUAUUGUGGUAUGUCUGAAGAACAGAUCUCCUGUGUGUUCUGAAUGUACCGGAUAAAUCCUGAUGAUAAGUUUUCAUGGAAGGUUAAGUGACCUGCUAAGGAGUAAGAAGUCAUUAGAGGACAACCUUUAUUCUAAAACCUGGUCUAUCUGCAACACUAAGGGAACUGGAGAGCCAGUGAAGCUGCAGCGUGUCAGUGGGAGUUAGCCAGUUUCCAUGAAUACCUUUAAGAACUUUCCUCAGCCUUUCGGACACUUGAGGUAGUCCACAUGACUACUCCAGUGGAGAAUGUCCAUGAUCAUCUUUGCCUGCGUGGUGCGGGUGAGGGAUGGGCUUCCCCUCUCAGCCUCCACAGAUUUUCAUUUCAAUCAGGACUUUCUAGAAUGCAGAAAGAGAUUAAAGACAUUAUCAUCGGUUCUGGCACAGUAUCCGAGUCGAGGCACAGCAAAAGGACGUGACCUUAGCAUACAUUUUCUUUCUUCUGGGGAUAUUGCCUGCAUGGCAAUCUGUUCCAGCAGCUACUCAGCCAUCAUGGCAUUUUGCUUCCUGGAAGAGCUUCAGUGGAAAUUUGCUGCUUCCUAUGAUACAGCAAGCAUCAAUUUAGCUUCCAGACCAUAUGCUUUUCUUGAAUUUGAUAACGUUAUUCAGAAAGUGAAGUGCCAUUUUAACUGUGCAAGUGGCUCUCAAAUGAAGGCCAACUGGGAGAAGAUUCAAGAGGAGCUGAAGUUCUGGCCCCCCGUGCAGCUGAAACUGGAGGAUACAGAGCUGAUGAAUGGGCUGACUAACGGUGGGCCUGCAGAAGCUCAUGUGGAGGUUGUCCCCACUUACAGAAUGCAACGUGUGACUCCCCUGGGGAUUCUGUCUCUUGUUCUGAACAUCAUGUGUGGAGCUUUGAAUCUCAUCCGAGGAGUUCACCUAGCAGAGUAUUCAUUUCAGGAAGACCAUGAAGGACUUGGAAACGUGAUAGCUUUUUUUCUACCUUUUCUAGCCUGUGUUUUUCAGAUUUUUCCUACUGUUCCUAUAGUGCUCUGACAGAUGAAACGAGAAAUCAACUUACCUUAAUUUUAUUAAACUCGUUCACACUAAUAUAUAACUUGCAUAUUCAGUAUAAGUUAUUUUACCACUUGCCUCUGCCUUGCAUUUUGUGAGUCAGAAAUUUUCCAUCGAUUUGGUCUCCGUACAGAACUCUUCUGUGCGAGGUAUUAUUCCUACUAAUUUAUUAGCUCACAAAACUGAGGACGUGAUUGAAUGCAACCUGGAGACGCACGUGUUUGGGUUCUAAGAUGGUUUGGCCCGAUGUCCAGGCUGUGUCCUUAACUGUGUUUUCGGUGCCUUAUUUUUACAUGUCUGUCAGUCUUUUUGGUAUUAUUUUAAAUUAAACGAUUUUUGAGGAAGAAGUGAGGGGAAGUGAGUCCACCCUUAAGAGCUUUGCAAGAGUGCAAAUGGUCUUUUGCUCAAGAUAGUGAAAGCAGCCACCCUCAUGCCUAGCAUUCCUUUUGCUUCCUGGGUUUUGAUUGCUUUUCUGAUUCGCGUUUACCCUCAAUUCAUGGGCGAAUGGUCGUGUCUAAACAAAUCGGGGUACACAUGAACGCAAAACAAAUUAUGGGCAGUAUUACAUUGUACUUGAUUGUGUUUAAAUAUUUACUAAUUUGGAUUUUGGGUUGAUGGAGGAGGGACUGAAAACUGAUGGAACGUUAUGUUUCAAUGUGUUAUUAUUUUAUGUCUAUAAGAGUUAUUUUAAAAUAAUACCUCCUUUAGUUAAAACCUUUUAGAAUAAAUAUUAUUACUAGGUAGCUUUAACAGGAGCCCUCUUCACUAGCAUAGAGAUGCUUAAAAUACUAUCUGCUUUAAAAACUUUGCAGGUUGUUACCAGCUCAGGCUCUCUUGAAAUGAGUAGUGAGCUUCUUUGGGCAUCGUGCUAAAUUUCUUUUAGAGAAAGCCACGUAAUUUUUAUAUGUAAGUGUAACGCUACGUACAAAAUCAUUUUCAGUUAGGCAAAGGAACAGUGUGGUUUUCAGCGUUGUACAAAGGUGAUUCCACAGAGGUAUUAGUGAAGCGGCACAAAUAUCGAAAGGGCGCAGUCUGACCCUUGGCAAAUUGUAGUUGCAAGCUUUUUACUGUGCUUCCUUACUGUAACAUGUCGAAUGGAUUUGAGCGCGAUAAAUAAGUGUUAGCCCAAAGGUGACUUGUUUCCCAGAGUAGAUAGAUUUUCUUCCUAGUAGUGGCAAUCCUAGUGAUGGGCUUUUGUAGCAUAACCAUCUGAGAGACUAAGCAAAUACAGAAUAGCAGCGUUAUUCAAAAUUACUUCUAAAUCUUAAGACAAAUACAGUUCAUGACUUCUUUAGGGUUUUUUUUUAUGGAUCAUUUUCGCUGACCUCUUUGUGUAGUGGUAUUUGAAUGAGACGAAUAUUACUUGCUCUGCAGGCGGAUAGUUCCUGGAAUGUUCUUCAAGUGCCUAAAACAGAGGUCCGUAACCUUUAGCUUGAGGGCAAUAUGCUGCUUGCAGAAUCUUCUACUUCUAGUUUGUGGUCACAGCUGCUCUAGUUUGGCUACUAGCUGACAAAGAGGAAGUAAUACAAUGCCUGCAGUGUAUUAGUUGCUUAGUACUGUUGCCUUUGGCCAGCAAGGUUUGGGGAGUUCUAUUUGAAGACUUCUGUUUAUCUAGGGUUUUAAAACUUGCAAAGAGGCUAUUUAUUGCAUCACAUGGUUCCUAGGUUGGCUGGAUAGAACUCGAUUGGACCUUGCCUUUUUGUAUUGAUUUUUCUCCUUCCCUUAUCCCCUCCCCUUUUUUGGAGGUGGUGGUGGUGGAAAGUAGUCCUAACUCUGCAGGUUCUUGUAACUCAUCCUGUGUUGUCUGUUACCUUCUAGUAGCCAGGCUGUCGAGGUUUGUGUUACACAAUGCUCUGAGGUAAAGAAAAAAAAAAACAAAACAAAAACAAAAACCCUCAAAUUUCGAAGUUGAACAGUAAAGAUUCUUAUGCUUUCAGAUAACGAAGUCCUAAGCUCGUAUUGUUUUGUCAAUACCUUUUACUCACCAGUUGUCACCUGUACAUGCGAUGGGCAAUAUAGUGUCUUUCAGCCCUCUCUACACUUCAGAUCAUAGAAGAACUGUAAAUCAGAGGUAGUAAUCUGGACCUAAAAACUUGAUGCAAGUCACUCUUCAUGAAGAGCAGCUCUGCCCUGCUUUCUCCAGUUAGUGCCUAAAGCUAGAGAAGCUAAAAAAAAAAAAAAAAAGUAUUCUCUCUUUAUCCUUUUGAUGUGUCGCAGGCGUAUUCACAAAAUGCUUGUGCAUAAAUUGCGCUCAAAUGUGAAGUGCUUUCUACAUUAUGAUCCCUACAUCAGCACUGUUGGAAACUGUGACCUUAAGCGAUGAAGUGUGAGCUGUUACUGCCUGAGUUAAAAAAGUAACUCUUCUGCCAGCACUUUGUGAGAUACUUGUUUUCUGCUGUGAUGCUAGGUGCCCUUCACACAUGCUUAGCAAGUGGGGUCCACCUGUUCUUGAAUUUAAAAACAAAAAACUAAAAACCCUUUUUGAGCCCCUCGUUAGUAGAAAGUGUGGUCUUUCUACCAAGUCAAGCCUAGAUAAUGAAGUCCUUUGCUUAUCCCAAGAAUAAAUGC
Messenger RNA from Struthio camelus australis, 3649 nucleotides. It is a transcript of the gene SEC22C, whose product is annotated as SEC22 homolog C, vesicle trafficking protein. Lineage: Eukaryota; Metazoa; Chordata; Aves; Struthioniformes; Struthionidae. The record is from RefSeq and is a predicted model, not a curated record. Gene Ontology annotation, cellular component: membrane. Gene Ontology annotation, biological process: endoplasmic reticulum to Golgi vesicle-mediated transport.